Oryza sativa Japonica Group (Japanese rice) is the source of this 2129-nucleotide messenger RNA. Lineage: Eukaryota; Viridiplantae; Streptophyta; Magnoliopsida; Poales; Poaceae. The record is from RefSeq and is a predicted model, not a curated record.
CCCGAUCCUUCCACUCCACUCCACCAGACCGGCCACCACUUGCCCACUCCCUCGCUACUACUAGUACUAGUCCUACACUAUACGCUCCCGGAUGGCGGACGCCGCUGGCAUCGCCACCGUCCUCGCCGCCGACGGCAGGGACUUCCUCCUCCGCAACUCCGCCGACCAGACAGACGGUCAAAUGUUGGACACGGAUUUCCACGGCUGCACUUAUUUUGGGACGGAGGUGAAGAUCAGCAGCAUCGAGGCAAGCACCGUUGCCCUCUACUUCUCGGCCUCAUGGUGCCCACCAUGCAGGCGCUUCACGCCUAAGCUUAUUGAAGCAUACAAUGAGCUGGUCUCCCAGGGAAAGAACUUCGAGGUUGUCUUUGUUUCAGGGGAUAAGGAUCAAGAGGCAUUCGAUGCAUACUUUGCAAAGAUGCCAUGGUUGGCAGUCCCUUUCUCGGACUCCGAAUGCCGUGCCAAACUCAAUAAGCGCUUUAAGGUGAGAGGCAUUCCACACCUCGUCAUCCUUAAUGCAACAUCUGGUGAAGUUUAUACGGAAGAUGGAGUUGAGCUUGUGACUGUGCAUGGUACAGAAGCUUACCCUUUUACAACAGAGAGGAUCAAUGAAUUGAAGGAACAGGAAAAGGCAGCUAAGGAUAAUCAAACUGUUCAAAGUGUGCUUGGUACACCCACCCGCGACUACUUACUUUCGAACAAGGGAGAUAGGGUACCCAUCUCUGACCUUGAGGGCAAGUACGUUGGUUUGUGCUUUGUGGUGAAUGGCUAUGGCCCAGUAGUCCAAUUUACCUCAUUGCUUGCUAAAUUUUAUGAGAAACUCAAAGAAGUAGGGGAGAAAUUUGAAGUUGUAGCUGUAUCCUUGGACAGUGAUGAGGAAUUAUCCAAUGAGAGUUUUGCAGGCAUGCCUUGGCUUGCCAUCCCUCAGGAAGACAAGAUGGGUGAGAAGCUGGCUCGUUAUUUUGAGCUUAGAGGCCUGCCUACACUUGUCCUGAUUGGUCCUGAUGGGAAGACACUGAACAACAAUGUUGCUGACAUAAUUGAUGAGCAUGGUCAAGAUGCAUGGGAAGGGUUUCCUUUCACUGCAGAGAAGAUGGAAAUUCUUGCUGAGAAGGCAAAGGCUAAAGCAGAGUUACAGACCUUGGAGUCCCUUCUGGUCAUUGGUGAUUUGGACUUUGUGCUUGGAAAAGAUGGAGCAAAGGUUCCUGUAUCAGAACUUGUUGGGAAGACUGUCCUCCUCUACUUCUCAGCUAAAUGGUGCGGACCAUGCCGAGCCUUCCUGCCUAAACUUGUCGACGAGUACAACAAGAUCAAGGAGAAGCACAACGACUUCGAGAUCAUCUUCAUCUCCAGCGAUCGAGACCAGAGCUCCUACGACGAGUUCUUCUCCGGCAUGCCAUGGCUCGCUCUUCCCCUGGGUGACGAGAGGAAGCAGCACCUGAGCAAGACCUUCAGAGUCCGCGGGAUCCCUUCGCUCGUCGCCAUCGGCGCCGACGGGAGGACGGUGGCCAGGGACGCCAAGACCCCGCUGACGGCCCACGGCGCCGACGCGUUCCCGUUCACGGAGGAGAGGCUCCUGGAGAUGGAGAGGAAGAUCGACGAGAUGGCGAAGGGGUGGCCCGGGAAGCUGAAGCACGAGCUGCACGAUGAGCAUGAGCUCGUGCUGACUCGCUGCACCACGUAUGGCUGUGAUGGAUGCGACGAGAUGGGCAGCUCGUGGUCGUACAGGUGCAGGGAGUGUGACUUCGACCUGCACCCCAAGUGCGCGCUGGGGAAGGAGGAGGAGAAGAAGGGCGAUGACGAGGCUGAGGCUGAGGCUGACCCAGCAUGCGAGGGAGGCGUUUGCAGGAAGGCCUAAAAGAGACUUGUUCUUCCACUGGUUAUCUACUGCUGAUUUAAGCGUGCCUGGAUGUUUGGAUGUGAAAUUAGAGAAUUAUGUAGUGAGUAAUAAAUAUGGUUUUGUUUACAAAGUAGUGGUAUUGGGGUUGCUGGUACAUUGGUAUUUGUGUUGAUGAACAUUAGUUGAGACCAGAGCUUUGGAUUAUUCAUUAUUAUGUGCAAACCAAAACCAUAUGUAAGUAUGAGUCCGGAUUGGUAAUUGGGUAUCUUGAAUCAUGUUGUGAGUAAUA